Gaeumannomyces tritici R3-111a-1 is the source of this 2896-nucleotide messenger RNA. RefSeq names its product vacuolar protein sorting-associated protein. The record is from RefSeq and is a predicted model, not a curated record. The coding region runs from base 312 to 2795 and encodes 827 amino acids. Gene Ontology annotation, molecular function: actin binding. Gene Ontology annotation, cellular component: lysosomal membrane; cytoplasm; endosome. Gene Ontology annotation, biological process: intracellular protein transport; vacuole fusion, non-autophagic; endosomal transport. NCBI's taxonomy places the organism in Eukaryota, Fungi, Ascomycota, Sordariomycetes, Magnaporthales, Magnaporthaceae. The transcript is spliced from 3 exons.
GAUGGGAUCCAAUGGAGCACAACCAACCACCGAGGUCGGUAGCCCGACUGACCGACCAAGCUGGCAGCAAGAAAGGCGAGAGGAUCGAGAAGAGAAAUACGGCAAACAAAAAGAGGAAAGAUAAGCUACUGGGAAACAGACGGACAACGGCCCACCCAUUGGCUGUAAUUCCCGCUCGAUCGAGCUCAAGGAACUCGCCUGGCUUGAUUCGCAGCGCGUCCAGCUCGACACAAGGCCUAGGAAGAUGAGGUGACGCCGUUGGGCUUGACCCGCGCAACGAACCCCAGCACCCACCCGCUGCUGCCGCCGUCAUGGAGCUCAACCCGACAGCAAGCUGGGAGCAGGUGGGGGACCGCUACUACCGCAAGGUGCAGCUCUACACGGCCGUCUUCGACCUGGACCUGGACUUGGACAACUACGUCGUGGCCGGCGCCCCCGACGCCGGCGCCGUGGCCCUGUACAUGGAUGAGAACAAGCUGGUCGAGUACCGGGCCGGCCAGGCCCGCAAGCCCAGCGUCGACGUCUACAGCUGCGCCGGCAAGCUGCUGCGCUCCAUCCCCUGGGACAAGGGCUCCGUUAUCGGCCUGGGCUGGUCCGAGGACGAGCGCCUGCUCGUCGUCACGCGCGACGGCACCGUGCGCUGCUACUACGGCCUGCAGCAUGACUUUACCCAGUUCUCGCUCGGCCACGGCGCCGACGAGUACGGCGUCCAGGCCUGCCUCUUCUACGACACGGGGCUCGUCGCCCUGCUGUCCAACAACACCCUCGUCUCCGUCUCGUCCUACGCCGAGCCGCGCCCGCGCGCCCUGGCCGCCGCCCCCGAUGGCCCCGUGCACUCGUGGGCCCUGAUCCCGCCGCGCCACACCCUCUCGCGCUCCGUCGAGGUGCUCCUCAGCAUCGGCCAGACCGUCUACGUGGCCGACGCGAGCGAGUGCGAGGAUCGCUUCCUCGACAUCGGGCCCUUCAGCCACGUGGCCGUCUCGCCCAAUGGCAAGUUCGCCGCCCUCUACACGCCCGCCGGCCACGUCCACGUCAUCACGUGCGACUUCCAGACCCGCCUGAGCGAGCACGACCUCAAGUCGCGCAUCCCGCCAAAGUAUGUCAGCUGGUGCGGCAACGACGCCGUCGUCGUCGCCUGGGAGGACGAGAUCCACCUCGUCGGCCCCGGCGCCGCCGCCGCCACCUUCAUGUACGAUGGUCGCAUCCACGUCAUCCAGGACCACGACGGCGUCCGCGUGCUGACCAACGAGUCCUGCGACUUCAUCCAAAAGGUGCCCGACGUCACCGAGGAGGUCUUCCGCCUGGGCACCGAGUCGCCCGCCUCCAUCCUGCUUGACGCCGUGGGCCAGCUGGAGAUGCAGUCGCCCAAGGCCGACGACAACAUCCAGCUGAUCAGAGGCAACCUGACCGAGGCCGUCGACACGUGCGUCAGCGCCGCCGGCCAGGAGUUCAGCGUGCACUGGCAGAAGCAGCUCCUCAAGGCCGCGUCCUUUGGCAAAUCGGUCCUCGACAUCUACAACAGCGACGACUUUGUUGACAUGUGCGAGACCCUGCGCGUACUCAACGCCGUGCGCUUCUACGAGGUCGGCCUCCCGCUCUCGCUCGAGCAGUACCAGCGCCUCGGCCCCGACCACCUCAUCGGCCGCCUCCUCGACAGGCACGAGUACCAGCUGGCCCUGCGCGUCGCCGGGUACCUGCGCCUGCCCACGGACCGCGUCUACGUGCACUGGGCCUGCGCCAAGGUGCGCCUCGGCACCGACGAUGACGACACCAUCGCGCGCCUGGUGGUGGAGAAGCUGUCGGGCAAGCCGGGCAUCUCGUUUGAGGCCAUCGCGCGCGCGGCCUACGACGAGGGCCGCGGCCGCCUCGCCACGGAGCUUCUCAACCACGAGCCGCGCGCGGGCCGCCAGGUGCCGCUGCUGCUGUCCAUGGAGGAGGGGGAGCUGGCGCUGGACAAGGCGGUCGAAAGCGGCGACACGGACCUGGUACUCGUGGUGCUCCACGCUCUGCGCCGCAAGCUGCCGCUGGCCGCCUUCUUCCGCGUCGUCAACCGGCGGCCCGUGGCGACGGCCCUAGUCGAGGCCGCGGCGGCCCGCGACGGCGACAACUCGCUGCUCAAGGACCUCUACUACCAGGAGGACCGGCGCCUGGACGGCGCCAGCGUCUUUUUGCGCGAGGCCCUGCGCCAGCCCGACGCGCGCACCGCCGGCGACAAGAUGGCGCUGGCCGCGCGCCUGCUGAGCGACAACGCCCGCGAGAGCGCCUUUGAGCUGCGCGCGCUCAAGGAGUCGGCCACCCUGCUGCGCAUGCAGGAGGCCUUUGACCGCGACCUCACCGACUCCUUCACCGGCCUGAGCGUCAACGAGACCAUGUUCAAGCUGAUCCGACUGGGCUACCACGGCCGCGCCAAGAAGAUACAGAGCGAGUUCAAGGUGCCCGAGAGGGUGGCCUGGUGGAUCCGACUUCGAGCUCUUGUGGCCAAGAGAGACUGGAACGAGAUCGAGGAGAUUGCAAAGGCCCGCAAGAGCCCCAUAGGCUGGGAGCCAUUCUACAACCUGAUUCUGCAAGCGGGCAACCCGCGCCUCGCCUCCACCUUUAUUCCCAAGUGCGCUACCAUCAAGGAGGGGACGUCCAUCACCAUGUACGAGAAGUGCGGCAUGAACGUGCGGGCCGCCGAGGAGGCCGUCCGCCUAAAGAACAGGGACGAGUGGACCAGGCUGCUCGACGCCGCGGGCCGCAACUCGGCCGACGGACGCGAGAUCGAACGGCUGGGCCAGGUGGCGUUCAAGAAGUAGACCAGGUGGCCGGCCGAAACGAGCCGCGCGUUUGCUGGGCCGUGGUGUCUGUCUACAUACUACGAUAGCCUUUGAUACAAUAAUGUGCCGUGACGAAAUAG